GGUCCCUCCGGGCGGGCCGGGAACGCGGCGGGGCCGCGGCGGGGCCGGGGGGACGCGGGGCCAUGGACGAGGCCGAGCCGAGCGAGCGCAGCCCUUUGCUGAGCAGCGGCGAGCGCGGGCGGGCCGCCAGCAGCGCGUUCCAGGGCCGGCGGCUGGCCUGCGCCGCCGUGCUGCUGGCCGAGCUGCUGGAGCGAGUGGCCUUCUACGGCAUCACCUCCAACCUGGUGCUGUUCCUCAACGGGCCGCCCUAUGGCUGGGAGGGCGCCCAGGCCAGCCAGGCGCUGCUGCUCUUCAUGGGCAUCACCUACCUGGUGUCGCCGUUCGGGGGCUGGUUGGCUGACGCCCUGCUGGGCAAGUUCGGCACCAUCCUGCUCAGCAUGGCGCUCUACCUGCUGGGCAUGCUGGCCUUCCCCGUCAUCGCCGCGCCGCACACCCGCCAGGGCCUGUGCGGGGACAUCCCCCUGUUCCCCGUGGAGAACUGCUCCUCGCCGGCGGCCAACGCCACCCUGGCGCCCUGCUCCCAGGUGGGAGCCACCCGCUACUGCGCCACCGCCACCUUCGUGGGACUGGUCCUCGUGGGGCUGGGCGUCGGCUCGGUCAAGGCCAACAUCACCCCGUUCGGGGCAGACCAGGUCAAAGACCGGGGUCCAGAAGCCACAAGAAGAUUUUUUAAUUGGUUUUAUUGGAGCAUUAAUUUGGGAGCUAUCCUCUCUCUGGGAGGAAUUGCCUACAUCCAGCAGAACGUGAGCUUUGUGAUCGGAUACAGCAUCCCAACAGUUUGCAUCGGGAUUUCAUUCAUGGUUUUCUUGUGUGGGCAGAGCUUCUUCAUCACCAAACCUCCUGAUGGUAGUGCCUUCACAGACAUGUUCAAAAUCCUCACAUAUUCCUGUUGUUCCAAGAAGAGCCAGGGGCAGCACUCAGCAAACAGUGAAGGCCAGGGAGUGCUGCACCCACCUCGCAAGCAAAGCCUCUUUGACAUGGCCAAGCUGUCUCGGGGGGGCCCCUUCAGAGAAGAUAAAGUGGAAGAUGUAAAAGCUCUUGUCAAGAUUAUCCCUGUCUUUCUGGCUUUAAUACCUUACUGGACUGUGUAUUUUCAAAUGCAGACAACAUAUGUACUGCAGAGUCUCCAUCUGAAAAUUCCUGAGAUAUCGAACGACACCAACUCCAUCCACACGUUUCCAGCAGCCUGGCUGACCAUGUUUGAUGCAGUGCUUAUCCUGAUCCUAAUACCCUUAAAGGACAAAGUGGUGGAUCCCAUUUUGAAGAGGAAUGGCUUGCUGCCCUCCUCACUGAAGAGGAUUGCAGUUGGAAUGUUCUUUGUGAUGUGCUCUGCCUUUGCUGCAGGAAUUCUGGAAAGCAACAGACUGAAAAUUGUAAAGGUUAAAACAAUUAACCAGACAAUUGGGAAUGUUACAUACCAUGCUGCAGAUCUGCCAAUCUGGUGGCAGAUUCCUCAAUAUGUGCUGAUUGGAUUCAGUGAAAUAUUUGCAAGUAUAGCAGGUCUAGAAUUUGCAUAUUCAGCUGCUCCCAAAUCUAUGCAGAGUGCCAUUAUGGGGCUGUUCUUCUUCUUUUCGGGGAUUGGGUCCUUUGUUGGCUCUGGAUUGUUGGCACUGGUGUCUGUUAAAGAAAUUGGCUGGAUGAGCAAUCACACAGAUUUUGGUAAUAUUAAUGGCUGCCAAUUAAACUAUUACUUCUUCCUGCUGGCUGCCAUCCAAGGAGCCACCCUGCUGCUGUUCCUGAUCGUUUCUGUGAAAUACGAGCACCACAAGUGCAAGGUGGGCGAGGUGGCUGCCAACGGCAGGCUCUGAGCCCUGGCACGGGCCA
Sturnus vulgaris (Common starling) is the source of this 1824-nucleotide messenger RNA. It is a transcript of the gene SLC15A4, whose product is annotated as solute carrier family 15 member 4. The record is from RefSeq and is a predicted model, not a curated record. Lineage: Eukaryota; Metazoa; Chordata; Aves; Passeriformes; Sturnidae. Gene Ontology annotation, molecular function: transmembrane transporter activity. Gene Ontology annotation, cellular component: membrane. Gene Ontology annotation, biological process: oligopeptide transport; transmembrane transport.